Paramecium primaurelia is the source of this 461-nucleotide messenger RNA. The record is from the annotation of a GenBank genome assembly. Lineage: Eukaryota; Ciliophora; Oligohymenophorea; Peniculida; Parameciidae.
AUGAAUUUGGAAAAACUACUUGAAAAAUUAAUACAUAAUUUGUUGGAAAAAGAAAAACUGAGUAAAUUUUACAUAAUAAGAAAGAGGUAUAGUUAGAUUUUCAAGUGAAGACAGAGCAAUUAAGAUGUGAGUGGCUUAGCGUCAAAAUAGUGAUGGGAAUGAAAAAGAGACUAUUUGGCAAAUAAGGUAAAUAAAUUUAAGGUAUUGUUCAAAAAUAUCAUUAAAAUUUAUAGGUUCAUGUUCUGAAAAUAAAACAAACAUCUUUUAAAGAAACAACAAAUAAUUAAUAAAAAUUGAAAAAGUUCGAGAAAUUAAGAAUGAAGAUUUAGGAAAUAAAAUAUGUUUAAUUAAUCAUUGUUAGUUAUCAUUAAAUAUAUUUUUAGUAAUUUUGUUGUGAUUAAUUAAAAAAAAUAAUUGAAAAUAUCUAGCUUAUAAUGAUUAUCUAUACAUGUUUUAUAUGA